AUGAUGCCUAAAACGCCGUUACUGCUGUUGCAGAUGCUGCCGUGGUUCCUCGUCGGAAUGUCGGAGAGGGACAAUGGAUGCCUCUUUUUCGUCGUCGAUGCGCAACUUUGCAGAAAUGCAAGCUUGGAGUGCGCAUUUUCCGGACUCGCUGCCACGGGUGUGACGUCACCAGCGACCAGUCUACAAAAGGAGCAACGCGAGAACAUCGGCUUCAGAGGGCAUGGCACUUGGCUGACAAGCAUGAUGCCUAAAACGCCGUUACUGCUGUUGCAGAUGCUGCCGUGGUUCCUCGUCGGAAUGUCGGAGAGGGACAAUGGAUGCCUCUUUUUCGUCGUCGAUGCGCAACUUUGCAGAAAUGCAAGCUUGGAGUGCGCAUUUUCCGGACUCGCUGCCACGGGUGUGACGUCACCAGCGACCAGUCUACAAAAGGAGCAACGCGAGAACAUCGGCUUCAGAGGGCAUGGCACUUGGCUGACAAGCAUGAUGCCUAAAACGCCGUUACUGCUGUUGCAGGUUAGUUACUACUCUACGUAUCGCAGUGAUAAUAGAUGCUUGUUCGUCCUGCCAUGCCCUCGUAGAUGUUGUGCUAUUUUGGUGGAUUGCUGGUCAAUACUGCUGUUGCUGCUGAUGGCCGGGGAUGUUGAGGAAAAUCCAGGCCCAAAAACUGCUGAAAUCUUGCAGGAAAUUCUGGGAAAUCAAAAUGCAUUGGAUCGCAAGAUAGAUGAUAUCAAGAAAGAAAUUGCAGAAGUGAAUGCUAAAACUGAUAAGAUGCAAAGUGUGCUAGCCAUGUUCGACGAAAUGAAAACUAGAAUAGAUAAAUUGGAGACCACCGUACGAAAACAGUCUGAAAAGUUAAUCGAUUAUGAAAAUAGAAGCAGACGAAAUAAUCUUGUGGUGUUUGGUCUUACUGAAAGCGCGAACGAGUCUGCACAAGUGUUAAAUAAACGCGUUGUAAAUGACAUUUUUUCUAAAGUUCUUGGCAUAGAAAUCACUACAGUGGAAAGAAUUCACCGGAUUGGCAAAGUAAAUCCUGAUAGACCAAGGCCUGUGAUCUUGAAAUUUUAUGACUACAAGGAAAAGAAUACCGUCCUCAAAAGCUGCGCAAAGCUAAAGGGAACUUCAAUCAGGAUAAGUAAUGACUAUGCGAAGGAAACUGUGCUGAUACGAAAGAAGUUAUGGGAAAGUGCUGCCUUGGACAGGGACGCAGGCGCAAAAGUAGUUCUUGUGCACGAUAAACUUCGGAUAAACGAUCAGUUAUACGCAUGGGAUGACGUCAGAAACAAGCGCUACUUGCUCUCGGGCAAACGUGAUACUGAUCAAAUGAAGCGAAGUGAGCGUGUUGUAUCAAGUAAGUCAAAUGGAUCUGAUAGCUCAUGCAGCUCAUUUGAGACACCAAAAAAAUAG
Dermacentor silvarum is the source of this 1404-nucleotide messenger RNA. RefSeq lists its product as uncharacterized. NCBI's taxonomy places the organism in Eukaryota, Metazoa, Arthropoda, Arachnida, Ixodida, Ixodidae. Gene Ontology annotation, molecular function: single-stranded RNA binding. The transcript has a single exon. The coding region runs from base 1 to 1404 and encodes 467 amino acids. Gene Ontology annotation, cellular component: ribonucleoprotein complex. The record is from RefSeq and is a predicted model, not a curated record. Gene Ontology annotation, biological process: retrotransposition.